Molecule: messenger RNA, 303 nt
Organism: Echinostoma caproni
Lineage: Eukaryota; Metazoa; Platyhelminthes; Trematoda; Plagiorchiida; Echinostomatidae
Source: the annotation of a GenBank genome assembly
UUAUUUACCUGCGAAGCGGUGGCCUGCAGCUAUGCUGUGGCCAUAGGCGUGUUUGCAUUCCUACUGGCCAUCGGAUUCAUUGUCGCUGAUUUGAUGUUUAAUUCUAUUUCAAACAUGAAGAAACGGCGGUACAUUGUGAUUGGUGAUUUGGGGUGCUCAGGUAAACUGGAUCAAAAGUUUAUACGGAAUCGUGUGCCGUCCCAACACGUUGUAUCCGAAACCGACCCGAUGACGUUCGUAACCUGUCUAACCAUUGCACUCUUCUCAGGUCGAGCAUUUCAGCAAGGAACCUCAACUGUCUAA